CAAAAUCGCCAUAUUGGAUUUCGGCGGAAAGUUAAUAUCGGACAUCCCUAAUUUUAAGCUAUUUUAAGCUCUGGUUACUUGAGUAAAACUUUGUUCUGGUACUGUGUGGACAACUGUAGACUCAUCCAGCUGUGUCGAGGGCUAGAGACGCCACUGGGUUGUGAACUGGAUCUUCCAAAAACAGGCACCUGUUCAUUGUGGCUCAACGAGCACAAGUGAGGGGAGGGAAGGAGGGAAGAAGGGAGGGAGCGAGGAAACGCUCGACCCACAGCUGAAAGCCAUCAAUGAGGAAGUGCCAUUGAAAGUGCUCUGUGUAGGGAGGGAGAGAGUGUCUGUGGAUCCUGCACGGAGCGUCACCACACUGAGCGGCCAGACGGCUCUACAUGACACCGUGAAAAUGAGUCAAGAUGUUGGGAGAAUGAAAGCAGCGAUUAUGUGUCUGCCGCCACAGCGGUGAGGGAUUGUGGAGAGAAGGAAAGCGGAGGUGAAGGAGGAGCAGCAGGGACAGGAGCGCAGACAGGCUCGCAGACAGGUGCGUGUUCGCUGCCCGUUUCGUUUUCUCACGCUGGUCGCAAAGCUCGGAGCCAUGGAUACCCGCAAGGUAAAAAAAACACCCAUGAAAUCCAAACCUGCAACGCGAAAGGGGAAGAAAUUAAAAAGCGGAAGGUUCGCCAGGAGGAAAUCGUUCCGAUCUUUUGGGAAUUUCAUGGGAAGGAUACUGAAAACUUUGGGCACUUUGGCGCACUUUGGAAACGCGGAACCGCCGGACGCCGAGGACGACGACGGCGGCUUCGGCCAGAGCGCUUCUUCUGGGGCUUCCUUCAGAGACUCACAGGUCACCAGGGAAGGAGCCGCGAAGAAGAGUUCCACCGGGUCCUCCACACACGGCUCGGUGAAGGAGAGGCUGUCGUGGUGCUACGGCGACAAGACCCCCGGCGUGCUGGGUCUGAAGAACCACGGCAACACCUGCUUCAUGAACGCCGUGGUCCAGUGCCUCAGUAACACCGACCUGCUGGCUGAGUACCUGGGGCUGGAGCAGUACAAAUAUGAUGUGUCCCAGCAGGGGAGGCUGAACGGGGAGCUGAGGGGAGAGGAGCCCCAGAGCUCCAGAGGAGAGGUGACGGAGCACCUGGCCUCGCUGGUGAGAGCGUUGUGGACGCUGGAGUACACACCGCAGCUGUCAGUGGACUUUAAGAGUAUUGUGGCCAAAUAUGGCUCUCAGUUCCGAGGAAACUCUCAGCACGAUGCCCUGGAGUUCCUUCUCUGGCUUUUGGACAGAGUACAUGAAGACGCCAGUCCCAGCCCCAACAACAACAACAGCAGCAGCAGCAGCAGAAACAGCAUCAAGACCAAAGCUAACGCCAAGGGACCAAGUCCACUGGACCAGUCUUCCAGUCCCAGUGCAGCCAGCACUCAGCAGCCUGGAGGUCGCCACAGCUUUGUCCAGGAACACUUCCAGGCUCAGUACAGGUCCUCCCUGACGUGCCCUCAUUGCCUUAAACAAAGCAACACCUUCGACCCUUUUUUAUGUAUAUCCCUGCCAAUCCCACUACGACAAACCAGGCCGCUGUGUGUAACAUUAGUCUUCAGUACAAAGGGUCAACGGUACGUGCGGGUGGGGCUGGCUGUGCCUCUCUUUGGUAACCUGUCCUGUCUGAGGACCAUGGUGGCAGAGGAGGGCAAACUCUCCCCAGACCAGGUCAUUCUGUCAGAGUUGUACUCCACGGGUUUCCAGCGCUCCUUCUCUGAUGACGACGACUUAACUUCAGUUGCCGACAGCGACACGGUUUACGCCUUUCAGGCUCCUCCCCUUUACAGUCGAGGAGGCUCUGCAGCACACUCAGGGUAUCACCACAGCCUCCCCUCCUCCCCGUACACCUCCACCACUGGACCUGAUGGUCAGAGGCUACCUCCUUCCGGAACCCUCUCCUCUGAAUACCUGAACCAGGGCGGCUCCUCAAAGAUCCUGCUCCUCCUGUGUAACACAGCAGGGUCUGGACAGCAGGCUGUCAGGUUCGGUCCUCCUUUUCUCAUGCAUGAGGACAGAAACAUCUCCUGGGAGCAGCUGCAGCAGAGCAUCCUCAGCAAGCUCUAUUAUCUGAUGCUGAAUGGAGCCCAGGCUCAGAAUGCUGGUGUGUUGUUUAAGAUCCGAGUGGUGGGAGGAUCGGCAGCCUACAGUUAUCUAUCCCCCCAGGACAACAGGCCUCUGAACCACCCUGCAGUCGAUAGAGCGUUGAAGUUCUGUGGCAGUGGAGGACCUUUACAUGUGAAGCUUGUCCUGGAGUGGGAGCCCAAGACUAAAGAAUGCCUGUUUGGCAGCAUCCAGGAAGAGGUAGUGAAGGAUGCAGAGAGUGUGAGGAACCAGCAGCAGCAGCACGUGCAGCAGCACAGCUGUACAUUAGACGAGUGCUUCCAGCUGUACACCAAAGAAGAACAGCUCGAUCCUGACGAUGCCUGGAAAUGUCCCCACUGUAAACAGCUGCAGCAGGGCAUGGUGAAGAUGAGCCUGUGGACGCUCCCUGACAUACUCAUCCUCCAUCUCAAACGCUUCAGACAGGUCGGCGAACGGAGGAACAAGCUGUCAACCCUGGUGCGUUUUCCCCUGACUGGCUUGGACAUGGCUCCACACAUGGUGAAGAGGAGUCAGAGUAUGAAGAACCUGAACCUGGGGGGCUGGACACCGUCCUGGAAGCAGGGCUCAGCACAACACCACCGGCCUUCUGACAUGGCCCUGCCGCACGACUUUCAGUACGACCUGUACGCCGUGUGCAACCAUCACGGAGGAAUGCACGGAGGACAUUAUACAGCUUACUGCAGGAACUCCGUGGAUGCUCAGUGGUACAGUUAUGAUGACAGCAGCGUUGAUCUGGUGCCAGAGGAGGAAGUCUGCACCCGAGGAGCUUACAUCCUGUUUUACCAGAGACGUAACACCAUCCCACCAUGGUCAGCCGGUAGUUCUGUCAGAGGCUCCACAAGUUCAUCUGUGUCGGACCACUGGCUAAUCCGACUCUCGGUGGACGGUAAGAGAGGCAGCCUGGUGUCUCGGUCGUCCAUCACCGCCCCUUCAUCUGUUCCUGACUCUCCAGAGUCUCCAGUCUUCAUCACCGAGGGUUCCAAAGAGAGAAGAAGUCCUUUUGAAAGUCAGCCGUUUGCCAGAGGAAUCCCAGGUCGCAGCGUCAGCAUGAGACUCCCCAGUAAGACCAAGGACACUUUGAGCAAAGUUUUCCCUCUGCGCUGGUCGUUUGGUUCCAAGGACAGACGAAAACCUGAGCCAGUGCCUCCACCGGUUCAAGACACAGCCCCGGUAGAGCUGGUGCAAUACUUGGAAUCUGGCCGCCGGCCACGCUGCACAAAGGAACCAAUCGUAUCACUGAUGAGUGAAUCACGCAGCACAAAGAAAGUUGCUGAGGGCAAUGCUGCGAGCGCUGUCCGCUCUGAUAAAGCCAAGGAUGGACCGCUCCCAGAAUCGCCACAGGUCCCUGAGGGUCAGAGAAGACCAUUUGACAAGACAGGUAUUAGGAUCAGCAGGGGGGGGCAGGGCAGGGAAGAGGGAGCCGUAAAUAUCAACAGCAGCUCCAGCAGUAACACCCUCACCAGAAGAAAAGACACCACGAAGCCGGGCUCCUCCAACGCCUCCCAUGACACUGAUACAAAAAGAAGUUUGAGCUGCGGGGUUCAGCCGAGCUACAGCAGCCCCAGCCUCCACGAUGCCUCUCUGAGGAGGCAAAAGGGGGAAAGGGCUGACAGGGAACGUCACGGCGCAAGUGAAGCAAACUGUAAUACCAAGAGAGGAGACGUGCCGAAGAGCCACGAAGGACUGCUGUCUUUCUUCAAAGGUAAUUUCCUGAAGAAGGAAAAAGACCCGAAGAAGUCCAGAGAGACUGAGUCCGACCGAGGAAGAGGAGGCGAGAGAGGAGGAGUAGGGGUAGAAGGUGAGGGAGGAAGCAAACGGACCCUGUCGAGGCUGUCGCUGUCAAACGGAUCGGCAGUGGGGAGAGCGGGGGUGGAGGGCGUCAGGUCGAGCAGGUCAGGUCACCUGUCCAAUGAGCUGACAAACGGGAAGGUCGGACACACGGCAGCUGAAAUCAAGCGCUCCCAAAGUUCCUCCAACAUUCCCACCAAAGCAGAGCACAGCGUGAGCAGGACGGCUUCUCUGCACCGCAACGGGAAGUCCACGGCGUCUCACAGCCUGGCGGCCGACAAGCCGCUUCACGGCACGCUGCAGAGGACUCGUUACAGCACAGCUUCACUGGGACGCAAAAGGACGGUCCCCGAGUCCAGCUUCUGAUGCACAGAUAUAUUUAAUAUAAACACAAACACAAGGCCUUUUCCCUCGUGUCAAGGGAAACAACUUUACGUUUGAAGCAAUAGAGCUAAAUUCACAGCGAUAUGCCUUUUUUUAAGCGGGAGAAGAACUGUGUGGUUUGCACAUUAGAGCUACGGAGUAAAUGAAGGACCUUUUAACGUUUUUUAUUUAAGAUGGGACGAUUCUGUCGUCGUGCUGUUUUAUUCAUCACUCUACACAAGUGCCUAAAAAGAAAAAAAUCGAAAUAUGCAAUUUAUGCCAACAACAAUGUUGUUUUUAGCACAAGAAGCACAAGAACACCAACAUCCAAACACACAAAGAAUGGAUGAUUCUGCAACCCCGAGGAUCGACCGAUCCUGAUACCAGUCUGAUACCUUCUGUUCUCUUAUUUAUUGAUAAAACUCCAUGUUCUUUGUUUUGAUGUUGGUUGCACAGACGUCCAAAACAUUCUGUUCCCUUGAGGGAGAAAUCAACUGCGCCAAGUUAUUGCACAACUGCAGCAGCAGCAGCAGACUCAGCAGCAGCGUUCAAAAUGAACCAUCAAAACAGUAAUAAAAAUAAAUGAAAAUCAAAUUCUAGUUUUAAAAUAAGAUACCUCACAGUAAAUGUAGCCCAGACGUGAUAUAUUGAUAUAUCAACAGAAGUUGCGAUAUAUAGACAUAAACGAUCAUAACUUCACCUGAAAAAGUAAAACUAAAGUAAAA
This is a messenger RNA of Cynoglossus semilaevis (tongue sole), 5010 nucleotides long. It is a transcript of the gene usp43a, whose product is annotated as ubiquitin specific peptidase 43a. The coding region runs from base 587 to 4288 and encodes 1233 amino acids. The record is from RefSeq and is a predicted model, not a curated record. Gene Ontology annotation, biological process: protein deubiquitination. Gene Ontology annotation, molecular function: cysteine-type deubiquitinase activity. The transcript has 17 exons. Lineage: Eukaryota; Metazoa; Chordata; Actinopteri; Pleuronectiformes; Cynoglossidae.